ACCCUUAACCAUAGGGUUUGAAACUUCUGAGUCCGCCCCUCCAUGUUUGAACUUUGAAUUGAGAGCUUCGGAUCGUCUUACUCGCCCACAAGUCUACUUAUCGCUCUUCAUCUGUAGAUCUUCCUUACAACUGAUUGGAUCUUCAAAUGCACACCAUUUUGGUCGUUUCAUCGUUUAUAUGUUAUUCUGGCAUCUUAUCUGAAGCUCAGCUCGAACCCCGUGCCUGAUACUUGUUAGAGUAAUUAUAAUGAUUUGGAGUGCUAAUUCUGGACGGAAUUGCAUUCAAGUAGGAUUUGGGGUAUGCUAUUUUGCUUGUCUUCCAACAAACUAUGGAAGGUGACAAGACAACCCCAGCUCCAUCAGAUGGGCUCAGUGACAGUGUUCAGAAAAUUAGAGCCCUGCAUGGGCGAACUAGUGGCCCUACCAGGCGUUCUACGAAAGGACAGUGGACUCCUGAAGAGGAUGAGAUCUUGCGGAAGGCAGUUCAACGUUUCAAAGGAAAGAAUUGGAAGAAAAUUGCGGAGUGUUUCAAGGAUAGAACAGAUGUACAAUGCCUACAUAGGUGGCAGAAAGUCUUAAAUCCAGAACUGGUCAAAGGUCCAUGGUCCAAAGAGGAAGAUGAAAUAAUAAUUGAUUUGGUGAACAAAUAUGGGCCAAAAAAAUGGUCUACUAUUGCACAGCACUUGCCCGGACGAAUUGGUAAGCAAUGCCGAGAAAGGUGGCAUAAUCAUCUCAAUCCUGCUAUAAACAAAGAGGCAUGGACCCAAGAAGAGGAGUUGGCUCUAAUACGUGCGCAUCAAAUUUAUGGGAACAGAUGGGCCGAGUUGACGAAGUUCUUGCCUGGAAGGACGGACAAUGCUAUAAAAAAUCACUGGAACAGUUCUGUCAAAAAGAAAUUGGAUUCUUACUUGGCAUCAGGUUUGCUUAUACCCCAAGUUGGACGUCCAAAUCAACCCAUGGUUUCCACAUCUUCGAGGUUACUUUGUAGUGGAGAUGAUAGUGGUCAGAAGGGAAUUGGAGAGGAAGUUUCAGAGUGUAGCCAAGAGUCUGCUAGUGCUAGUCGUCCACCGAUUGCCCAAGAAAUGACGAAGGUUGUUUUACAUACUAGAGAAGAAACCAGGCCAACUGAAUGUUCUAGUCUAGGAAAGGAGCAAAGUCCUAGUCAAGCAUCAUGUUCAGACCCAUAUUAUAUACCACUGGAUGAUGUUACCAUAUCCAACUCAGACAUGGCUCGUGAAGAGGCUUCCUCUUCUCAAUUCACUGAGCAAAACUACUCACACGAGCCUGGAAAGUCUGCAGGCAUGGAUAAUGGAUCCCACUUGCAUGCUUUACCCGGUAUUUCAUCAUUGGACUUGGGUCAGGAAUUCUCGCUUUUGCAAGGAGAUUGUACAGUUUCUGAUGAGAGCCAUGACGUUGUGAAUGUUCAAUUUCAUACUUCAGUUGGGUUAGGUGUCGCAACACCUGUUGAUCCCACGUCUAUGGAUUCUUCUAAACCAGAGGACAUGUUAAUAGCUGGUGAAGAAUGUUGUGGAAUUCUAUUUUCAGAUGCAAUGAAUGAUGGGACCUUUCCCUCUCGAGAUCAUAACAAAGGUGUUGAUAUGGUUUUGUCUGCAUGCACUUCAAAUCUUUUCCAAUCACCUGAGAUCCAGAUAUCUGAUGCUGGUCGAACCUCAGCUGCGUUUAAAACUUGUCCAACAAGAUACAAUAAUUUAAUAGAAUCUUCAUGCUGCCAAUCUUUCCCAAUUGUUCCCUCGUCGCUUUCAGCUAAUGAUGGUAGAGUAGUGUACACUGCUGAAGCCGCUCAAUUAUAUGGAGGAGAUGAUCAGCACAUUGCCUCCAGUGCACGUGACAGCUUCAUUUACCCCAACGACUCAUCCAUCUCAACUUGCAUAGAUAUUAUAGAUAGUGCUGAAUUGCAUGAUGGACCCAAUAUUGUGAAUGAUGCCUUAAGAUUGGUCCCUGUAAAUAAUUUUACCUGUGCAUCGGAUGCUCAGCAAACUCGUAAUCCUAUGGAUGAAAAGACAGAUGUGCAAACAGAACAGGAGGACACAGGAUCUCUAUGUUAUGAACCUCCUCGAUUUCCAAGCUUGGAUAUUCCCUUCUUCAGCUGUGAUCUAAUACAACAUGGAGGGGAUAUGCAGCAAGAUUUCAGUCCGCUGGGUAUCCGCCGGCUCAUGAUGUCUUCAGUGAACAGUCCAACUCCAUUGAUGCUGUGGGACUCACCAUCUCGUGAUGAUAGUCCAGAUGCUUUCUUGAGAAGUGCUGCAAAAACUUUCACUGGUACACCAUCCAUAUUAAAGAAGCGACGCCGGGACUUGUUAUCACCAUUAUCAGAUAAGAGAAUUGAGAAGAAACAUGAGACCGACAUGACAUCCACGUUGACUACACAUUUUUCACGUUUGGAUGUCAUGUUUGAUGACAAUGAAGCUCAGGCCGCAAAUAUGCUUCCUCCAUCUUCAAUACAGAAGAAUAAAAACGGAACCUCUGAUGAUGAUAAAGAAAAUUAUAGGCCAGCUUUGAAAGGAGAACAUCUAGAGGGAAAAAAGGAAUCUAACAUUUUGAGGUGCAAAGAGUCAGAAAAAGAUACCGAUGAAAAUACUCGGGACGCUGAUUCGAAGAUGGAGACUGAUGUUGACGCUACUGCUGCAGCUGAGAUUGUGCAGCAAGCUUCCGGAGUCUUGAGCGAACAUGAUAUGAAUGACUUGCUAUUGUAUUCUCCAGAUCAAAUUCAUUUUGGCUCGGAUAGUACUCACAGUUCAAGAGCUAAAACCCCCAAAAACCUCAACAACAGAAGCUUGGAAGCAGUUCCGAAUCAGAAUAUCCCUCCAAAAUCAUUUUAUGUAAAUCCAUACACAAGUGAUUGCUCUCCUUCUGUUCGUGCAAAGGAGCAUGAAAUUUCUUCAGCCCGACCAUCUCAUUGUUCAUCUGCCCCCGGGGAGAAUACUGGUGAUCAUACUAGGGAUGAUGCUGGUUUUGAAACAUUCAACAUAUUUGGUGGAACACCUUUUAGAAGAAGCAUCGAAUCACCUUCAUCAUGGAAGUCCCCUUGGUUCAUUAACACUUUUCUGCCUAGCCCCAGAAUUGAUACUGAGAUAACGAUUGAGGAUUUUGGGUAUUUAAUGAGCCCAGGCGAUAGAAGCUACGAUGCAAUUGGAUGGAUGAAGCAGGUCAAGGAACAAACUGCGGCUGCAUAUGCCAAUGCUGAGGAGAUUUUGGAAAUUGACACUCCCAAAGCAAAAGAUGCAUCUGGAAAUGCCGGGGAUGUGGACCAGGAAAGAAGAGAUCCUCAUAAUCAGCCUGGCAAUCAUUUUCAGUUAGCUUCUUCAAACGCUUUGAUGGAGCGACGGGUUCUCGACUUUAGUGAAUGCGGAACACCAGGAAAGGAGAACAAAUCUUCAGCUAUGACCUUCUCUAGCCCCUCUUCAUAUUUGUUGAAAGGGUGUAGAUAGCUGCCUGUUAAUUGUUAUAAUUAAAGGUCCAGUUGAUUGGGGUUUGUAAUUCUUGUGACAAUUAUAUUUAGAUUCUCCGUUGAUUAGGGUUUGCAAUUCUUGUGACAUUUAUAUUUAUAUUUAUAGAAUGUAUUUUUAAAA
Molecule: messenger RNA, 3590 nt
Organism: Prosopis cineraria
Lineage: Eukaryota; Viridiplantae; Streptophyta; Magnoliopsida; Fabales; Fabaceae
Product: transcription factor MYB3R-1-like
Exons: 12
Coding region: 330-3449 (1039 amino acids)
Biological process (GO): regulation of DNA-templated transcription
Cellular component (GO): nucleus
Molecular function (GO): DNA-binding transcription factor activity, RNA polymerase II-specific; RNA polymerase II cis-regulatory region sequence-specific DNA binding
Source: RefSeq, a predicted model, not a curated record